Aspergillus bombycis is the source of this 489-nucleotide messenger RNA. RefSeq lists its product as uncharacterized. Bases 1 to 489 code for a protein of 162 amino acids. NCBI's taxonomy places the organism in Eukaryota, Fungi, Ascomycota, Eurotiomycetes, Eurotiales, Aspergillaceae. The record is from RefSeq and is a predicted model, not a curated record. The transcript has a single exon.
AUGGCUCGAGUUCUCGGCAAAAGGUCACGGUCCGUGCAGCAGUGGAGGCCGCAGACCGACUAUGAGCGAUGGCUCGAAGAACACAAUGAAAACUACCAGCCUGGGCAGGAUCCAGAGUAUCAUCCAUCUAAUCCGGGCUUGAAUGGCCAAGUUCCUCUCUACCACCAUGAAAUAGACGACAGUCCGCGUCAAAUGGCUGAUAGUGCACACCCGACACAUUCCGAUAUCACGCAUCUCCAAUCGUAUAAAGUUCAUGGCGAAUUCUUGCGCCGGCCGGGUGCUGGGCCGCCUUCCCCUCUAGGAGACGCUUUAGCCGACAGUUUUCGGGGGCAUUGCCUAUAUCAGUUGGCCCUAUUUUUUGCUGUGGUUAUCGCUCUCCGACAGAUUGCAAAGAGCCUGGAAAAGCGACGUCGUCGUGCAACUGCUCCUUCAACGCCUGAACCCACACAGUUUACUAAUCGGCACAGCGAUGAAAAACUUCCGGUAUAA